UACGCGUGUGGUUUCGCGUAAGAUCACAAAACAAUGUGACUUUCUGUAGGGAAUAUAAGGCCGUUUUUGAUGAUAAUCCUGUCAGUGACUCAUCUUUGUACUGCUAUCAUGACCACAUCGAUUUUAAGUCCUAUAAAUGCUCUGGAUGCGCAAAGACGGUGAUUGUUUACAUUGACUUUUUGUUCCUAUGCAUUUGUAUGCGCUGUGUAUGAUCAGUGUACAUUUUGACAACAAACUGUGUAGGCCUAUGAGGAUUUGUCCAGCAAGAUGAGUCGUUCUGUGUGCUUCGUUUGUGGCAGUUAUGGUGCUAACUGCACCUUGCAUAUCCACCCAAGGAAUGGUGGGUCUUUUUUCCCGUUUUUGGAGCAUCAUGACCCUCCAAAAGGAGCACCAAGACCCUCGCCCUCGGGUGAAGGAGCAGUCCGGUCUUGCAAAGUUUGUUACAGUUUCUUGAAUCAGCAAUGGGAGGGUUUCGAGAAAAAUAAAACGCCAACAAUCAAGCGAUUGUACUGGUUAAAGAGAACUGAUGACGGGCAGUAUACUGGCGCCGAGAUGAAUACACAGGGAGAGUACGCCGCCUUGUUAUUUGGUCUGCAUCACCACCGGUCUCCUUAUAAUAGUUACGGUGAUAAUCGAUCCAAUCAGAUUCCGGGAAUGAUGACGUAUCGCAUGGAUGAAGAUGACAACAGCCAGAGUCCGCCCCCUAUGCAAAAACCUCCCUUCGAUCACAAUGGUGCUCUGGAUUUAUCAUCUGUUGCAAUGAAACAAGAACCGAGAGUAGAGAAGACACACCCCAGUCGUAAAAUAACCCAAGAGCCUAUUGCACAUGAUGGCGAUGCUGGCAGCUCUACUAUGGUCUGUUUCACAUGUGGAAGAGUCCAGCCUUCAACUUCUGCAAAGUUUGUGUAUUCACGGAAACAGACUGAUGCAGUGAAGUUUUUUCCAUUCCUUGAGAGGCUUCGUCAUCCCCCUGGAGCGAUGCCUCUUACAAAACAAGGUCUGACACGUGUCUGUAGCUCUUGUUGGAAGUCACUCCAAUCUCAGUGGAAGUCGUAUGAGCUCGGGAACACUGCAGAGGAGCAGAGAGUAUACAGGUUAACUAACCCUGCAAUGGACAUGAUGGAGGCAGGAGCGCUCACUCCCAGUCCAGUAAAAUCUCCUGCAAAGUCAGAAAAAGUAAUGCAGUCAAUUCAAAUGAUUGAGGAGGCCUGUUACAUUUGUGCACAGGCAUAUCACAAAGAUACCCUCAAAUUGCUCUAUGCCAAAGAACCUUACAAAGGAAUCAUUGAUCCCAUGUACUUUCCAUUUGUCUACAGUUUGAAGUGUCCAAUGAAGGCUCGGCCCAUUGACUCUGAUGGUCGAGUCAUGGCCUGUCGCACUUGUUACAAUUUGUUAAAGAGUCAGUGGAUGGCUAAUGAGGACGGGAAUGUUCCUGUGGCUAACCGUACUUAUCGCCUGCAGCAACGCUUUACUGGAGAUCUAGAUGAUAAAUCUGCUGGUAAAGAAUCCCGAGUCUCUGACCUAAACGUCACCAAGCCCCUGAAUAUACAGAUCUCAAAUGCGAGUAGCCCUGGACCGUCUGGACGUCAUUCUCAAGGUCUGUUGGCGAUCGCAACGCCCUUGCCGUACUCCGAGGAUCAGGCGUCUUGGCACGGGGAAGACAAAUUAUUCCUUGCAAAUGGAAAUUCCAGUCGAGGUAGUAAUGGUGAAAGGAACCAAGUGGAGGAAAAGAUGAAGUCGUGUUACAAUUGUGGUAUCAAGUCUGCCGUCUCAAAAACUCAUAUCGUCUCUGCAUAUCCUCUGAAGAACAGCCAAAGUACAGCUGAUACAGUACCGUUCUUUCCAUUCCUUGCUAAUGUUGAUGCCGCGUCUGGUGCCAAGCCUAUUGAUGAGCGAGGUAACGUCAUACUGUGCCGCUAUUGCUAUCAUAGUUUCGUCUACCAGUGGCACGCAUUCGAAAUGUCCCAAAAAACUGGUGAUGGCAAUCGGUGGCUUCGGCGAUACAAUACAACAGAGUUUGUUUGUUAUUCUUGCACGUCACUGACCAAACGCAAACAUGUUAAAGCUAUCUGUAUCCGGAAGUACCCACAGUUACGUGGGGCGCCGCAACCAGAGGGCGCUAUUCUAAUGGAUGAGGGAGCGAAUACGAUAGUUUGUGUGCCGUGUUUGAAGAAGUUACGAGCUCGUGAUGAACCGGCCCAGGUUGUCUUACCUCCCAAGAUGAGGAAGGAGAAAUACAGAGAUGCAGCUUGGCAUGGUUACCAGGACUUCACCCAGGACCAGAAUGAGAAUUCCAACGGCAAGGAGAAGGUCAAACAUUCCAUUCCGCCUCGAGAUGGCGCUGUUGACUCCGAUGUUAUUGUCAUCGACAGUGACCACCAGAAGGCGCUGACCAAGAGUCGCCAUCGUCAGGAUAAAGAGGAAUCACCAGGGCUACCACAGGGCUCCAAGCCCCCUCCACUGACCAUGGUGAACCCCGCUAACAGCAAGGUCACAAGAACGACAGCCACAGUCCCACCACUCAGCCAGGUCUCGCCUAGCAGUAGCAUCACAUCAGUGGGCAACAACUCUGCCAUGAACGCAACCCGCGCAUCCAGUUUUGCAGCAGCUUUGAGGAAAUUGGCAAAACAGGCCACGGACCCUGCAGAUAUAGCAAGAGAACACAAUCCAGAGAUCUCACCCGUCUCGUCAAAUACGAGUCCACGAUCGUCGACGCCGAAGCGUGGGCCUCCGCCGCUGAUUUACAGCAACCAGUCGUCCAGCGCCAUCAACUCACCACCGGUGGUAACGAUAGCGCCGACACCCUCCCACACGAGCCUGUCCUCGCACUCACAUUCGAUUGAUGACAGACCAAUGAAGCAUCAUGAGCGCCCAGCCUCAGGUCGUAGCUCCACCUCAUCUGUCGAGCCUAUUGGUAUCAAACAGGAGAAGCCACAGUCGAGCGUUUAUGGGAUGUCCCAUGAUCGCCGGGAUUCUCUGUCAGAGGAGAGGUCAUCAUCGAAGGGAGAGUCAAGUCAAAAAAGCCACUUGCCUCCUGGUCGGGAGGAGCACAGAGGUUUCCAGCCAUACCGUCCAGGGGAGGGGCCUCCACCCCUACCCCCUCACUUCAGCAUGGACCCAGCUGCCUACAGCUACCAUCCAGCCUUCAUGCACCACACAUUCCCACAUCCAGCGUUCAGGUUCGACGACCCAAUGCUCCUGGAGAGAUAUCGUAUGAUGCAGCCAGGGUUCCUGCCAUAUCCACACCCGGGACUGAUGGCACAACCGGGUCUGCACCCACUCUUGGCUGGAGGGCGCUACCCACCUGAACUCCUGCAGCAGCAGAUGGCCAUGAUCUCGCCGAGUGGCCGUAUUUUGGACCAUAAGUCACCAGUCGGUGGUGACAGAGCUACUAUAGAGGAAGAAAUCCGACGAGACCAGGAGAGGGAACGAGAGAUUGAACGUGAAAGGGAAAGAGAGAGAGAGAGGGAACGAGAAAGGGAACGAGAGAGAGAAAGGGAACGAGAGAGGGAGAGGGAGAGGGCAAGAGAGAAGGAGUUAGAACGAGAGAGAGAGAGGGAACGACUGGAGAAGCUGAAGAGGGAGCAGGAGCUGAUGAUGAGGGAGGAUCAGAGGAAGAGUCCGUAUCGGGAUGACCACGCACCACGAUUUGGCUCGAUUACCCAGGGUACACCGAGAGACCCUUCAGCGUAUGGUGAAAGGUAUCGUAGCCUAAACAACUCGCCACGAGAUCUCCAUCGUGAUCCGAUGGUAGCGCGGCGCAUGGAGGAGGAACGAUGGCGAGACAAGGAGCGCCACCAUGUGAAAGAGGAGAGAGGCGCAUCGGGCCACCCGCCUUCAAGGGACCACUUAUCAAGGGAACAUGAACUUUUCACGAGGGAAUACGAGAAGCGUAUUGAGCUGGAGAAACGCUACAAACAGGACCACGAGAAACCAGGACCUCCACCACUUGUGUCACCAAAAACACAAGAGGAUCCAAGGUCACGGUCCCAAGGUCAUCAUAAAGGAGAGAAAAUGUCCAAUGGCUAUGAUAGGAAUAGUUUUGUGGAUUACGAACGUCGUCUUAUGUCCGAUCGGAUGUUCUCUCAAGAUCGGCACAUGGCCGAGCGCCCAAACGCCCACGUACAACCGCGCGUUGAUAACUCACGUUUUGACCAUGCUCGGGAGAAACCUAUCAAACAGGAGGGUAUGCAGGCCCGUUUGUUGGAGAACGAGAAAACGGGCACGUUUACGCGGCAGCAGAAUCAUUUUGACAUUUCCCGCCUUCCCCCACAUGUCCGGGACUCCUCGUACCCUUUAAAUUUAGCGUCUGACCGUCGCGACAGCCACAAUAGUCAUCCCAACAAGGAGAAUCAGUCAGCUACUCAGCAGGCUGACGCGGAAUUACUCUAUGAAUCUCAUCGCCCUGCUGUUAGUCGCUUGGAUAAGGAAGAGACGCGGCUACGACGGGCACGUCUGAACGGUGAAUACACAAGCGAUGACGAGUUAGAAUUGGAGGAAGAUUUGGACGAAGAGGAGGAAAAGAACUGGCAGCGAUUGUUGACGAUUGUCGAGGGGCCACCGGCACCACUGGAUACAUCCGAAAAUAAAUUGAAGUAUCUGUCAAAUAUUGGUCUGGUGUCGCAUCGGAGGAAAUCAGAUGUCAACUUCAAAACGUUAGCUAAACAUAGGAAAAGGAAUCGUGAACCUAGUCUAAGUCCCGUCCUACUCGCCGAGCAAGGUGACGAACGGCCACGCACAUCAAAUCUUACCACACGCUAUAACCCAGAUGAUUUGUGUCGAGAGGGAGAUUACCGCAUGAAGUCACGAUUUCUCGUGGAGAUGGGACUUGAUGCUGUGCCAAUGGAGAAAAAAAGAGAAAUGGCUGCCAUAAGAAGGGCCGUACUUGAAGAAACGCUGCGAAGAAAUGGUGUAUUUGAGGAGCUUGACGUAACUGGAAACCGUGACAAUGCUUCUUCAGAUAUCACUCCAAGCACGGUUGGUGUCAAGCGUAAACAUGAGAGGUCGCCACCACAGCUGAUGCCCGACUCGUCAAAGAGAAUCCAACUUGAUCAUCACAUGCGCCAUCGGGAGUCGACCAAGGCCCAAGCUGUCAUCUUCCCGGAAGCGAGAGAGAAGAAUGUCACAUCAGGCCUCAGUAAGGACUUCGCACAAGAAUUCCACGAGUCCGUUUUGAAAGCAACAAGGCAGCAAGAGGCCACAAGGGCAGCUCAUGGACAUGGUCAUAAAUAUCCGCCAAGUUCUCAGGAACCGUCAAAACAUGUGGUGAACAAUGAGACGAUCCGUUCGUACGAGCGACCGUCCGAUAAUCAUAACCUGUCGCAGUCGGCGAGGACCGAUCCCAACAUAUCAUACCAUAAAAAUAGCGUGAGGCAGGACCAAGCUCUCAGGGAGAGGCGCACGGACGCGCAUGCUCGCGAUAUCUCCAGGGAUGGAACGAGAGAUCGGGCCCAACCAACAGACUUGUCACAACCCAUGUUGGAAUCACGUGAAUAUUCACGGCAGGGACACGAAUCUUCACAUUCACAUUUACGCCUGGAUAGCCAUAGACGCGAUUCACAUUCUGAAAACCAUCGCAGGAAUUCACAUCCACGUGUUGAUUUGCAUGGGCGGGAUUACAGUUCACGGACAGAUACACAUUCGCAUGUAGACAGACAUUCACGUGAUUCACGUGUAGAGGGUCAUGGAAGGGAUUUACAUCUACGAGUGGAUGGUCAUAGGCGGGAUUCACAUACGGAUAGUCAGACACGUGAUUCACAUUCCCAUUCAGAUCAUCAUGCACGUGAUCACCAUUCACGAUUAGAUAGUCAUGGACGUGAACGUGUUGAUAGCCAUUCUCGUGAAUCGCAUUCACAAACUGAUAUUCAUGCACGUGAUUCAUCCCAGUCUCGUUAUGAGAGCAUGCGGGAUGCUUACAAUCGUGAUUCCUCUCAUGCGCACGCUCGUGAUUUGUCAUACUCACGUCCAGAGACGCAAGCCCGGGAUUAUUCUCAAACUAGUAUCGAAGCUCAUUCCCGUGAUCAGGAUUCACAUCCGAAGGAUUUGUCGCGGUCACAUGCUAAUUCACGGAAUACUCAUGUGGAUACUCAUCGGGACUACUCGCGUGUUGAUAAAUCCGUGGAUUAUCCUGAAUCAUUCCCGCGUGAUUUGAGCAUCGGUUCUAAAGACACCACACACAGCGUCGGCGCAGUUCUCCCCCAGUCCAUGCGAAUAGAUAACCUAUCGCAGUCCUCACGAACUGAAUCCUCUUCGGCCAAUGCAAAAGACAUUCCAACGACGCAGCCCUCCAGUCAUCGUUACGAUUCAGCAACAGCAGCAGCCGGGUAUCCAAGGAGUCAACUGGAACUUUACGCGGCGGCGUAUGACGGAGCAAUGCCAUUCCGUUGGCCAGGGAUCGAGGUGCUAAUGGAGUCAUAUCAACGAUAUGCAGAAGAACAAAGGUUAGAAAAACAAUUCCUUGAGGAACAAGUCAGUCACUCAGCUGCGCAAAAUCACGAACUCAAUCGAAUGGCAGAGAGACUCAGUCUCCGGAUGUCGGAUGUAAUCCAAAUGAAGCGGCAGCAAGAUUCGGAGCGUGGCCAUAUCCAAGGAUCCAUAGAUAGUCUGAAAAAGUGCCUUAAACAUCUGCCGGAAUGAUAUACCAGUGCUGCAAUCUAGUGACAGAGUCAUGAACUGCCAAAUGUGUUUAGAUGGCUGUGCAUAUUGCCUGUGCUGCUUUGUUGCCAAGACAUGCUGUAAAAUAGAAGUUUCUUGGGGAGUGGACAGUUGUGUUGGACAAUUGUCUGUUCCAUUGAUGCAGCUCGAGUCUUAUUUGGUGGGGAGGUUUCAAACGCCUCCUGGUGGUGAUAAAUGAAACUUCAGGCAUAGUCGCACAAUUUGUGGUCAGUGGUUGAAUAUCCUAGCAUUCUGGGAGUGGUUUCGAAACUUCAUUUAAAUAUUGCCGAAAAAAUUCACCAAUUUGCAUGUGUAUGUUUGAGUGCAGUCCCCUGAUCGGAGGACCGGACCAAGAAAGUUGCACUUUUCAGCAUUUUUCAAGUGCCUGUGUGUCAAAGGCCCUCCGAAUGAUUGCACUGUUUCUUUCUGAUAUCAUUCCUGUGUUAGUUGCCACUCAAAAUGUUGUCCACAAAGCCUCAGUGAAGUUAUGAUGUUUUGAAACUGUACAGAAAUGGUACUGUUUUGGUCUAAUGGUGUGAUAAUGUUCAUUGUGUGUUUUGAGAUGAAUGUUGUGGAGGAAGCGGCAUCUUUGCCACGUCACUGUCAUUGUUUAGUUUCACUGCCGAAAAAGAAAUAGUAUCAUUUUAACAAAUUCUUUAGGAGUGGAGAGGGUAUUGGAAAAUCCUCUGAGGAUUGCAAAGUCUCUAGUUUGUUCCCUGUGAAAGUCCUCAAGACUGAUAUGGGUCAUGGGAUAUGCCUUUUUAACCAGGCAGCCUAAUGUCAAGGGGGGGGGAGGGGGGUUAAUGAUAAGGGUAUCUUCGAUACCAGCCUAACUCGGUUCAACUUGUGACGGUAUGUGCUAUUGGCCAUGCCGUGAGAUAUGCAUGUCUUUGUUUGGGGGUAUGCAAGGGGACAAUGUCUUGUUCUAGAGUCAACCUGACUUUGCAAAGGUUGAUGAAAGGUAAUUUAUCGUGAAAAUUGUACAUUGUAGACCAAUUGUUUUCAAAUCAUGUAAAUACAAGAUGCUUAUAGUCUGUGGAUCGGGGGGGGGGGGGGGGGGGGAGAUGGCUUUCGUAGAUGGUAAUGGAAGCUAAUUUUGUCUUGGACGGAUGGUGUUGAGUGCCAACACUGAUACUAAAAAAUUAAAAUAACAGGUGGCGAGUUACAGUCCUACCGAUUACUGUGUUGUCUCCGAUGAACAGCAGUUUUACUCCCAAUGUUUGAUGUUAUGAAAAGAGUACAUUAUUAUGUGAAAUAUUUGCAAUGGAUAAACAUGCAGAAUGAUGUUGUUUUAUUAUUAGAUUAUUUAUAAGUGUCUCCUGCAUAUUAUGAUAUACAUACACAUGCACUUACUGUGCCAGCUCAGUUAAAUGAGCCAUCGACCCAUGAUUAACUGGAAUUACAGCAAAGGCAUGGACAUUUACUGGUGAGAGUAUAUGUCUGUAUAUUCAGGGAUUUCCAAAAGCAAAAGAGAAAUCGAUAUAGCCAUUGCAGCUACUGAUCCUUGGCGAAAAAAUAACACUUGGAAUUCUGCACUUUUAUGCGGCAAAUCUGUUGAGAUGACAUUGCUGUUUUACUGGGUUGGCAAAGUUAAUGAUACAUGUGUGUAUUGAUACUCGUAUCAAACACAUUCACCAACAUACAUCACAUGUAUAUAUAUGUUCACAUACAGGUACAUGUGUUAUAUAAACACAUUCUUAUGUAAUACAUGUACAUGUUCUAUAUACAUACACAUACAAGUAUAUUUAUUAUUCUGGCUAUGAGAUAUAAACAUAUAUAGUGGAGCUAUGACUAUUCUAGGUUUAUUUAAAUAUUACAUAAAUGUACGCAAUCCUAGUGGUCGCAAUCCAUGUGGUCGCAAUCCUCGUGGUCGCAACCCUAGUGGUCGCAUUUGAUAGGCUAGUUUACAUUCCACUUUGGAAUAAAAAAUUGAAUAAAAUA
Molecule: messenger RNA, 8595 nt
Organism: Lineus longissimus
Lineage: Eukaryota; Metazoa; Nemertea; Pilidiophora; Heteronemertea; Lineidae
Product: genetic suppressor element 1-like
Exons: 13
Coding region: 268-6636 (2122 amino acids)
Source: RefSeq, a predicted model, not a curated record